Molecule: messenger RNA, 10709 nt
Organism: Scatophagus argus
Lineage: Eukaryota; Metazoa; Chordata; Actinopteri; Scatophagidae
Gene: cacna1aa
Product: calcium channel, voltage-dependent, P/Q type, alpha 1A subunit, a
Exons: 48
Coding region: 9-7196 (2395 amino acids)
Biological process (GO): calcium ion import across plasma membrane; chemical synaptic transmission
Cellular component (GO): membrane; neuronal cell body; voltage-gated calcium channel complex
Molecular function (GO): high voltage-gated calcium channel activity
Source: RefSeq, a predicted model, not a curated record
UUGAGUGGAUGAUUCUAGCUACCAUCAUUGCCAACUGCAUUGUCCUGGCUCUGGAGCAACAUCUGCCUGAUGGGGACAAGACCCCACUGUCUGAACGACUGGAUGAUACAGAGCCGUACUUCAUAGGGAUCUUCUGCUUUGAGUCCGGAAUAAAGAUUCUGGCACUUGGUUUCGCCUUCCACAAGAACUCCUACCUGAGGAACGGAUGGAAUGUCAUGGACUUUGUGGUGGUGCUCACGGGGAUCCUGUCCACUGUGGGUUCUGAUUUCGACUUGCGGACCCUCAGGGCUGUUCGAGUAUUAAGGCCCCUCAAACUGGUGUCUGGUAUUCCUAGCUUACAGGUAGUCCUCAAGUCUAUCAUGAAGGCCAUGAUCCCUCUGCUGCAAAUUGGCCUGCUUCUUUUCUUUGCCAUCCUCAUGUUCGCCAUCAUUGGCCUGGAGUUCUACAUGGGCAAAUUCCAUACAACCUGCUUUGACAAUCACACAGGUGAGAUCCGAGAAGAAUUUCCAUGUGGAACAGAGCCUCCGUCACGUUUGUGUCCAGACGGCACCACGUGUAGAGAGUACUGGUUGGGACCAAACUAUGGCAUCACCCAGUUUGACAACAUCCUGUUUGCUAUUCUCACCGUCUUCCAGUGUAUCACCAUGGAGGGCUGGACCGACCUGCUCUACUAUAGCAACGAUGCCUCAGGGAGUGCAUGGAACUGGAUGUACUUCAUCCCCCUCAUCAUCAUCGGCUCCUUCUUCAUGCUAAACCUGGUGCUGGGUGUGUUGUCAGGUGAGUUUGCCAAAGAGAGAGAGCGUGUGGAGAACAGGAGUGAGUUCUUGAAGCUCAGAAGACAGCAGCAGAUUGAAAGGGAGCUCAAUGGUUAUUUGGAGUGGAUCUGCAAAGCUGAAGAGGUCAUCUUGGCUGAUGAUGAAAAUGAAAAUGAUUAUGAUGGCUCACGCAGGAGAGCCACAAAGAAUCAUAAGAGCAAAGCUGAGCUUCUAAACCCAGAGGAAGGGGAGGGGGAUCUGGCAGUAGGGUCACCAUUUGCACGUGCAAGCUUGAAGAGCUCCAAGCUCGAAGGGUCAACUUUCAAGAGGCGGGAGCGACGGUUUCGCUUCUUAAUCCGACACAUUGUUAAGUCGCAGGCCUUCUACUGGACCGUACUGUGUUUGGUGGGCCUCAACACAUUGUGUGUGGCAGUAGUGCACUACGACCAGCCAGAACCCCUGUCGGAUUUUCUGAAUUUUGCUGAAUUCAUCUUCCUGGGGAUAUUCUUGACGGAGAUGUUUGUGAAGAUGUAUGGCCUGGGCAGGCAGGCCUACCUCAACUCCUCCUUCAACUGCUUUGACUGCAUUGUCAUAUGUGGUAGUAUAUUUGAAGUGCUGUGGUCCAUCAUCCAGCCGGGCACAUCGUUUGGCAUCAGUGUGCUGCGAGCUCUCAGGUUAUUGAGGAUCUUCAAAGUCACCAAGUACUGGGCCUCUUUGCGUAACCUUGUUGUGUCUCUGCUCAACUCCAUGAAGUCCAUCAUCAGCUUGCUUUUCCUGCUCUUCCUCUUCAUAGUUGUCUUUGCCCUGCUGGGCAUGCAGCUCUUCGGAGGACAGUUUAAUUUUGAAAAUGGCACUCCUCCGACCAACUUCGAUACCUUCCCCGCAGCAAUAAUGACAGUGUUCCAGAUCCUGACCGGCGAGGACUGGAACAUGGUGAUGUACGAUGGCAUCAAAUCUCAGGGAGGAGUCAACAAGGGCAUGGCCUUCUCUGUCUUCUUCAUCGUGCUCACACUUUUUGGCAACUACACUCUGCUCAAUGUGUUCUUGGCUAUCGCUGUGGACAAUUUGGCCAAUGCACAGGAACUGACCAAGGAUGAACAGGAGGAAGAGGAGGCUGCCAGUCAGAAGAUUGCCCUGCAGAAAGCCAAGGAGGUGGCUGAAGUCAGCCCACUGUCUGCUGCCAACCUCUCCAUUGCAGCCAACAAAGUACACAGUGAGUGUCACAACGCUUCCGACCCCUUUCUGGACUGUAAGGAGCAGCAGAAGAACCACAAUAAGGGAGUCAAUAAGUCGGUAUGGGAACAACGCACCAAGGAGCUGAGGAGGCAGACUCUGGUAUCCAGCCGAGAGGCCCUUUAUAAUGAGCUGGACCCUGAUGACCGCUGGAAGGCAAGGACAGGGAGGGAGGAGCACAACAAUGUGAACUAUUCACGUCACAUCCGUCCUGACAUGAAGACCCACCUGGAUCGACCCCUGGUGGUUGACCCGCAUGAGAACCGCAACAACAACACCAACAAGACAACUGCAAACAAUUCAGACCUUUGUUUCAGCCAGCACCAUCCUGCUGAUGAGCUCCACAGACAAACACAACUCCACGAACAUGGUGGCCAAGCGGGAGGGGGCUCAGGUCCAAUCAGGCCUCCUUUGGAGCGUGGUGAGUCCACAGAGAGCAGGCGGAGCCGUAAAGGUGAGCACCACCACCACACUUCGCACGUCCGUUUGGAUGCUACAGUGAUCCCCGGGCCAGGCUCAGAGGAAAGGCCGUCCAGACGCCAUCACCACACGCGGAGUGGCAGCCGAGGUGGAGGGCAGUCAGAGCACAGGAAGCCCCGGUCACACCGAAAAUGUGCAGAAGAAGGUGAGGAUGGCGGAGGAGGAGCUGGAAAAACAGGGAGACAUAAGAGCAAAGGGGUUGACGGAAGUGGAGAAGGGGGAGAGCAGGAGGGAGCUGGUGACGGCAGUGAGAGGAGGCCAAGAAGAAAUCGCCAUGGCAACCAAGAAGAGGGGAAGAGGAUGUGCCAGCACAGAAGGAAGGAUUGCAGUGUCCCUAAUCUCUCCACUACACGACCCAUCCAGAAGAGCCUCUCCAGGCAGGACAGCCAGUACAGUGAAGACAUGGACAACCUUAUGAAUACCAAACUGGUCUCUGGCUCUACCCCACCCAGCGAGGUUCACCCAAAUCCAGUUACCAACCACACUGUGACCCCUGGCUUUGGAUCUGCCCUCCAUCUUGCUAACAGUGGCACUCAUGGGAGUUUGGUCACAUUAGAUAGCUAUGGAAGCAUCGCACAUCACCGUGCCAACAGUGUCAUCAGGCUGCCUCACCCUGACUACACAGCUGUAGACAUUCCAAUUUUUCCAUCCACUAAUGCCAUACUACAGGUCAAUAAGAAUGCCAACACAGAGCCCCUGCCAGCAAAGGAAGAUAAGGAUGAUGACGAUGAUGAGAAGGGAGGUGAAGGAGGACCCAGGCCCAUGCCUCCCUUCAGCUCCAUGUUCAUCCUGUCCACCACCAAUCCGUUUCGGCGUGCGUGUCACUACAUUUGCACCCUGCGUUAUUUUGAGAUGUGUAUCCUACUGGUCAUUGCCAUGAGCAGUAUUGCCCUGGCUGCUGAAGACCCUGUCUGGCCUGAAUCCCCUCGCAACAAUGUGCUGCGUUAUUUCGACUAUGUGUUCACAGGAGUGUUCACGUUUGAGAUGCUGAUAAAGAUGGUGGAUCUGGGUUUGGUCUUGCACCAGGGCUCUUAUUUCAGGGACUUGUGGAACAUCCUUGACUUUAUAGUGGUUAGUGGUGCUCUGGUGGCCUUCGCCUUCACGGGGAGCAGUAAGGGAAAAGACAUCAGCACCAUCAAGUCUCUGAGGGUGCUGCGAGUGCUACGACCUCUGAAGACUAUUAAACGUCUUCCUAAACUCAAGGCUGUGUUUGACUGUGUGGUGAACUCUCUGAAGAAUGUGCUCAACAUUCUGAUUGUCUACUUACUCUUCAUGUUCAUCUUUGCUGUGGUGGCUGUGCAGCUCUUCAAAGGACGUUUCUUUUACUGCACUGAUGAAUCCAAAGAGUUCGAGCGUGACUGCAGGGGCGAGUAUCUGGUGUACGAACGUGAUAAUGAAGUGAAGGCGCAGAAGCGGGAGUGGAAGAAGUACGAUUUCCACUACGACAAUGUGGCUUGGGCCCUUCUCACCCUCUUCACGGUGUCUACUGGAGAGGGGUGGCCGCAGGUGCUGAAGCAUUCAGUGGAUGCGACUUACGAGAAUCAGGGUCCGAGCCCAGGGUACCGGAUGGAGAUGUCCAUCUUUUACGUGGUGUACUUCGUGGUCUUCCCCUUCUUCUUCGUCAACAUCUUUGUGGCUCUCAUCAUCAUCACCUUCCAGGAGCAAGGGGACAAGAUGAUGGAAGACUAUAGUUUGGAAAAGAAUGAGAGAGCCUGUAUAGACUUUGCCAUCAACACCAGGCCCCUGACACGCCACAUGCCUCAGAACAAGCUGAGCUUUCAGUACAAAAUGUGGGAGUUUGUGGUGUCACCGCCAUUUGAGUACACUAUCAUGGCAAUGAUCGCACUCAAUACGAUUGUGCUGAUGAUGAAGUAUGACGGAGCUUCUUCUACCUAUGAAGAUGUGUUAGGUAACCUGAACAUAGUGUUUACCUCGCUCUUCUCCAUGGAGUGUGUACUCAAGAUCAUCGCCUUUGGAGUGCUGAAUUAUUUCAAAGAUUCCUGGAAUAUUUUUGACUGUGUGACAGUUCUGGGUAGCAUUACUGACAUCCUGGUUACCGAGCUUGGGAUGAAUAAUUUCAUCAACCUAAGUUUCCUGAGGCUGUUCAGGGCAGCUCGACUCAUCAAACUGCUAAGGCAGGGAGAAACCAUCCGCAUCUUGCUCUGGACCUUCGUUCAGUCCUUCAAGGCACUGCCUUAUGUCUGCCUCCUCAUUGCCAUGCUGUUCUUCAUUUAUGCCAUCAUUGGAAUGCAGCUGUUUGGGAAUAUUGCUAUUGAAGAGGAUGGAGACAGUGCCAUCAACCAGCACAACAACUUCAGGACCUUCAUACAGGCACUCAUGCUUCUCUUCAGGAGUGCAACAGGAGAGGCGUGGCACGAGAUCAUGCUGGCAUGUCUGGGGGGUAAGGACUGUGACCCCCUGUCAGGGAAUACAGACCCAGAAUGUGGCAGCCAGGUUGCCUACCUCUACUUCGUCUCCUUCAUCUUCUUCUGUUCAUUCUUGAUGCUGAAUCUGUUUGUAGCAGUCAUCAUGGACAACUUUGAGUACCUGACCAGGGAUUCAUCCAUACUGGGACCUCACCAUCUGGAUGAGUAUGUCAGGAUAUGGGCCGAGUAUGAUCCUGCUGCCUGCGGGCGCAUUCAUUAUAAGGACAUGUACAGUUUAUUACGAGUUAUCGACCCGCCUCUCGGCUUAGGCAAGAAAUGCCCCCAUAGGGUGGCCUGCAAGAGACUGCUCCGUAUGGACCUGCCUGUGGCUGAUGACAACACCGUCCAUUUCAACUCCACCCUCAUGGCCUUGAUCCGCACGGCACUCGACAUCAAGAUCGCCAAGGGUGGUAUUGACAAGCACCAGAUGGAUGCAGAGCUGAGGAAAGAGAUGAUGGCGAUCUGGCCCAACCUGUCUCAGAAGACUCUGGAUUUGCUGGUUACACCACACAAGUCAGCAACAGACCUGACGGUGGGAAAAAUCUACGCUGCCAUGAUGAUCAUGGAGUACUACAGGCAGAGCAAGAUCAAGCGCUCACAGGCUCUCCGUGAUGAGCAGAAUCGAACGCCAUUACUGUUUCAGCGCGUGGAGCCGCCUUCCCCCGCCCAGGAUGGGGGUCCGGGACUUAACAACGCCCUCCCUCCACCUGAGACAACUGAGACUGUCAACAGCCUACCGGUGGAGGGGGGCAUCCCAGAGAGCCAUUCAUGGGUUACAGCUCGUGCUCAGGAGAUGUCCCAGAAGGUCGGCAGCUGGAGUCCUGAGGGACAUCCUGAGGACGGCCUGGGAAGCAUGACCAACUCUCAGACGGUAGAGAUGAGAGAGAUGGGGCAGGAUGGUUACUCGGAUACUGAGCACUUUCCACCAAUGGAAGGCCAUGGCAGGGCCGCUUCCAUGCCCCGCCUCCCAGGCGACAACCAAACCAUCAAUGACAGCAGUCCCAUGAAACGUUCAGCCUCGUCAUUGGGCCACAGCAGGUCUGGCCGUGGCCACAGAGACAGAGGAGGGGUGGAUGACUACAACAUGGACCGUGUAAUACCUGAGGAGGGGAGAACUACCAGACACGGACAUCGGCGAAAAGACCGGGGUCAUCGGGCAUCUGAGAGGUCCCUCUGUCGGUACACAGAGGCUGACACAGGCCUAGGCACAGACCUGAGCACAACCACCCAAUCAGGCGACCUCGCAUCCAAAGACAAGGAUCGUGACAGAGAUCGUGGCCGGUCCAAAGACCGUAAGCACCACCACCACCAUCACCACCACCAUGGCUCUGUGGACAAGGAGCGCUAUGUAGCAGAGCGUGGUGACGGGUAUGGACAUAGGCACUCCCGCGACAGAGAGCACGACCGGGAGAAGGAGAGAGAACGGGACCGACGCUGGUCGCGAUCGCCCAGCGAGGGUCGCGAGUGCAUGACGCACAGACAGGGCAGUAGUUCGGUCAGCGGAAGUCCUGUUCCCUCAACCUCUGGGACCAGUACGCCACGUCGAGGCCGUCGACAGUUGCCUCAGACCCCUGCAACACCCCGGCCCCAUGUAACCUACUCCCCAGUAGUCCGUAAGGCCAUGCCCACACCACCUGGGGGGCCGCAAGGCCGACCCCCAGCCCCAGCCCCUCGUCGCUUUUCUCCUGAGCCUCCACAAGGCCAGGGCCCUCCCCCCACUGGCCUCCCACUGGCCCACCAUGGCACACCCCGCCCGGGUCAUCACCCCCCACCUCGCUGGGGAGACACAGGUGGAGGAGGCAACUCUAUUGAAGGGGAUGGCUGCUUCUACAACCAGGAGUAUCAGGACUAUGAGCCCCACCAUGAACCACCUGCCUAUGAGCAAAGCCACAUGCAGGGCAGCAACCCCCAUCCCCAUGCUCUGACCAGCCACCCGCUGCCUCCUCCUCCUCAACCGCAGCCACAUAAUCCCCAUCCCCUUCCUCCACCACAGCCCCACCCUGUAAACAACCCCCACCCUCAUCCACCACCUCACCCACAGCCCAGUCGCACCUCACCCAGGACUGCCCACCAUGCACCGCCACCCACCACUGCCCUGACCGGUCCUGUACAGGGCCAGAUGCAGCCUGCUACCCAGCGCCGCCUACCCAAUGGGUACCGCUCUUCAUCACCUUCAACACACCUCCAUGGACCCCCUCAUACUGGACCUCACAAGGUCCCCCCUCCAGCAGUGCAUCCUAGGGGUCCCCGCAAGGGCCUGCAUGAACCCUACAGCGAGACGGAGGAUGACGACUGGUGCUAGCCUCUGGGGAUCGGGGAGGGGUGUAAGGAGAAAAAAAGAAAUGAUAGAUGGACUGAAAGAUGAAGAUGGGAAGCUCUGAGCCUGAGCACUGACUGCCAAGGGAGACAUGAUUCUUUCUUUCUCGCCCGUUUAAUUUUUUCCCUCUCCUUCACUGCUUGGCAUGUCCCAGGGACAGUGGGCUAAGUGAAGGGCCAGGUGUCAGGAAGAAGGGAUGAAACAAGAAUGCUGGGGCAGGAUCUGGAGAAACAAGUGGUGUAAGAAGAGGUAACAAACCACCUCCAUGUUCUGCUUGCAUUGUUGUUGCAUUCAUCUCUUGAUGCCACAUAAGACCAACCUCAAACUGCAGAUUUUAAGGAUGCAAGCAGGAGGGGUAAGGGACACUAGUCUUUGUGUGUCUUAAAUUAUGCCUCUGGCAAUGAGCUACAGCCACUUACAAGAUGUCAAGAGUUGCGACUCGACAAAAGACACUUUCCAGUGAGAGACAAAAGAACGACCACUGUUUUUUUUUCUUUGCUUCUCAUAGCUAACUAAGUAAGUUAGCUACAAAAAGAGUCAAAUCCAACCCUCCCAGCCACCAGUUGAAUAUUGAUGAGUUUUAUCAUCUGUGUUUUUAAAUAAGAACAUGAUGAGCCUUCCACCUGUAUGAGGUGAGAUGGCUAAGUGGGUGGGAGAGUUGGGGAAUGUUGCACGGGGUUGACAAAUCCCUCUGUCAAAAUCUAGAGGACAGAAUGGGUGUGUUGGAGAUGUUUACCCUUGUCCCUGGAAAAAACCCUCGUCCCAGAAAACAAUUUAACCAACCUCAAGCUAUGACCUAUGAGAGAAGAAAAACAAAAAAAUGGAGAUGGGUUUCCGAAACGAAAAACAAACAAACCAAUAACUGUUUUCUGCAGUAUUUCUUCUUCUAUUCCUGCCUCUUCUUCCUGCUUCCUUCCUUCUACUUCUUCAAAACAUUGAAGCUUGAAUCUUCUGUUGCACCUCACACAGCUUCGUUUUUUAGACUUGCGGAGUUGUACACCCUGUGGAAUCCUGCAUGAAUGAUACAAAAAAUAAUAAUAAUAGCAACAAUGAGAAUCUACUGUUUGUGGGGGGGAAUUUUUACUUGUUCAUUUCUGUUGUGGUCUUAAGGGUUUCUCUCUUUUAGUAAAAAUGCCUUUCUGUUUCUCUUUUUCUCUCCCCUCUGUAUGGCAUCCCUCUCUCUAUGCCUUCAUUUACACUGGAAUCAAGUGACAGAAGAUCAUAGGGAGAUUGGAUAGUUACUGUAUCUAUAUCUAGAAGGAACAAAAUGAUUAUUUUUUGCUUGCUUGUUUGUAUGUUCUGUGACAGAUGCCUGCCACUGAUACAGCUGGAAUUGCACAUAUUUUUUGUGGAAGUAACUUUUUUUUUUGCAAAAACGGUGAUAAUCCUAAAAUGAUAUGCUGGGAAGCAGGGUAAAGCUGAAGAAAGAUGUUGUGUCCACAUUGACAAAUCAGUAACAUCUCAAAGUCUUCCAGGGUUUGGGGUUAAAACAGAGACACUAGAGAGAAAGAGACCAACAGAAAGCUGGAGAAAGGAGAUAAACUCUUCAACUUUGUUUUCUUUGUCAUUGACUGUAAUAAUGGAUAAAAAGACAUGUGACGGAUUCUCCAUAUUUGGUCUUAUAUUCUGUUCUGUAUGUUUGUUUUAUAUUGAGCUCAGCUAAUCAUUUUUCCAACCCUGAGGUGGAGCUCUAACCCACAGUUGCAUAGUGGGACAAUGAGUAUACAGGACGGCAAACAUGAAAUUUAUACAGUAUACAAAAUUUAUACAGUGGGUGAAUAUGACUGAAAUUUUCUAGAUUAAAAUUGGUCAAACACUGCAGUUCUACGUGGGUUUCUGCAUUUGAACAGAUAAGUCUACUCUCCUGCAGAUGCUAUAGCAGAGUUCCACCACCACUUGUGACCUUCUAGUGGCGCUGUGUGACAGUGUCCCACUAGUUUUUUGUACCUCUCCCUUCACUUCUGAUUGAGCAUUUUUAUAUACUGUCAGUGGACCACGAAUACAGUUUAGCUCCUUCCUUCACUUGUAGACCACCUUGUUUGUGUUCUACACAAGUAAACACAGAUGACUGAAUGGCACGGUGCAGAUGGGUUGGAGAAAAGAUGUCUGGGCCUCAUCACGGUCAUGGAAAACAUCUAUGUUCUGUGUGUAUCACUCCUGUGUAGCUUUAAUUUCUUUCUGCGUGUUUCUCUGUGUGCCUCAAACUAACACUUGUUAACGCACACCGCUGUCAGUCCCAACUUUAUUAUUAUCAUCAUCAUCAUUAUUAUUAUUAUUAUUAUUGCCAUUUUAUUUAUUUGACCUACAUUUUACCUUGAGGCCUAUCACAUGUUGACCAGAGAAUGCACCGAAAAAAAAACAGAAAAGAAAACAACUGCCUAUUAGUGUCUUUCCAACCUCAGUGGAAUGUCACACACAAGUAUUUUUUUUCGCAUCACUACACUUAAAAUCAGAAAGCACACUAGGUAUGUAGCUCCUGGUUGUGGUAUGCGUGUGUAAGUGGGUUUUUGGGUGUGUGUAUGUCCAUGGAUGAGUAUGUUUCUGAUAAAUUUUGGUGUUUUCUUCUUUUUUUGCCUUCUGAAAUCUUAACAUAUUUGAGUCAAAUCAUUAUAAAUGAUCUUCAACUCAACUGUGUGUUUAUGUGUGUGUGCGCGCGCGUGUAUAUGUGUGUAUGUGAUGUCAGUAAUCCCCUGAAUGAAACAUGCAAAGCUCCCAAACAUUCACCAUCCAUCUUUGUGUCUAUGCUGCAGUGAAUUCCACUAACACGCUGAUUAACCACACAAAGUCUUCAAAAAGCAAUGUAAAGCCGCUACUGAGGAAAAAAAGAAAAAAAAAGAAAAUGUUUUUUAAGUACAAAAGAUUAAAAAAGGAAAAAAUAUCUAGUUCCAGAAAUGCAUGUGCUAUGUGCAUGCCACACCGUGGGUUAACAGUCAUCUUCAGGACAUAAAAGAAAAAGCAGAUUAAUGAAUUCAGAGGAACAAAAAAAAGAUAUAUAAAUAGAUAGAUGUUUUUAAAAAGCAACGUUUCCUUUUUUCCUUCUAUUUUUGAGAACAAAAAAGGUUAAAAAUUACAAAAAAAAAAGUCUAAAGAAUAAAAACACAAAAGAGACUUUGGUGAGAGUCAGUCUCGUUUGUUUUCCUCUGUUACAUGGCGUUGAGGCACAACAAAACCAUGUUCAGGACACCACAAAAAAAGAACUGUUUUUAAUGAAAAAAAAAAUAAAGAAAGAAAAGAAAGUACAGUUCAGCAGACGGUAUAUUCUCCCUUCUACUUUUUGUGGGGGUCAGAGGGUGCAGGAGCUAGCCAAAUCUGAUGAUGUACUCAUUAUAGCUGGCUGUGGAACCUUUUGAUCUCUCACUCACUCCCUCUUUUCUCUUUCUCUAACUCUGUCUCUCUCACACUCUUAUCUGUCGCACUCUCAACCUGUCUCACCGCUAUUUCUACCAGUGCAUUUUGUAAUUCCAAACAGAACUCUUCCUAAAGAAUAAAAUCCAGAGA